Molecule: messenger RNA, 1339 nt
Organism: Penicilliopsis zonata CBS 506.65
Lineage: Eukaryota; Fungi; Ascomycota; Eurotiomycetes; Eurotiales; Aspergillaceae
Exons: 5
Coding region: 264-995 (243 amino acids)
Source: RefSeq, a predicted model, not a curated record
GGAUUAUUGGAGGUAUAUUGCUCUUUCAUGCCUAUAUCUCUACAGACCAUACAACCUGGACUUGGAGAAUCUGAUCUAUUUAGAUGAAAUCGCCAUUAGUACUUUUGUGUAUCAGGCUGAGACCUGCAUGUGUUAUAACCCCGCAUGCUAUGUAACAAUAGUGACCUCAGACCUUCUCUCCAUUUCUUCAUCAUCCAGCAAAGAACCCUAUCAUCAGAUAAAUUCAUAUUUUCUUUCUGAGUAACCAUAUCUCGUCCUUGACAAUGAUUCUACACACCUCGUUCCUCUACGGCGCUGUACUCAUUCUCCUGAUACUCAUCUCAACCAUACUUGCUGCGAUCGCCUGGACUCGAUCCAUCGGUUUCUCGCUACCGCUCUCUCCCUCCAUCCCAGCGCUAGGCACCUUCCUCCCCCUGUUCACGUUGGGAGUUGCCAUUCUCCGCGCCCGAACACGCCAGAGCCGCUACGAGCCUCUCUUCCAUGCGUUAAGCCAGCUACUCACUCUGUUCCCCGGGGUGCUCGGGACACUCGCCAUGACGUACCUGCUCCCCAGCGAGAUCCUGAACUGCCGGCUAGAAACACAAUGGCAGAGAUUCUUCCACAACAAGGAUGCAGGAGCCAUCAGGCAGAUUCAAGACCAGCUACGCUGCUGUGGGCUGCGAAGUAUCCAUGACCGGGCCUGGCCGUUCAAGGACGCCAGCCACGGCGACGACGCGUGCGAGGUACGCUUCGGAUACGACCGGGCGUGUCUGGGGCCGUGGACGGAGAGGGAGCAGAGUGCAGCCAUGAUGGUGUUUGUUGCUGCUGUGUUUACGCUGAUGGUUAAGCUUUUCUUCGAAUACGGAUAUCCGAGCUGGACGAGGCAGCAGAGCUGGACAGAACGGACAGAGCAGAGCAGGCCGCGUGCGCUCGAGUCAACGCCCUACACUGACAAUGACCAGUUGGAGCGGGGGGAGAAUACCGAGACCGGCGAGGGAGUAUGGAAUGACUCGUAACAGUCUUAUGUAUACGUAGCUAUCAUAAUGGGUGUGCCUGGCAGUCUAACGUAUCAUUCAACCAACAAUAGAUGACUACACUAGAUAAGAUGCUUAGACCUAAAGUACGCCCGCAGGUAGACAACCUGCCAUGCUCCCAGACCAACGAGCAUUCCCAUAGUGCCAAAGGCAAACCACUUGACCCGCUCGUUCGUGCUCUCAUUCGUAUCCCGCAGCUUCUGCUCGCGUGCGCGCAGGUAUUCCAUCUCGCUGACGAUCUCGGCAACCAGCUCCUCCAUGCGUCGCAGGUCCGUCUCCACGGGCUUGAGCUUCUCCUGCACCUGCACGCUCGACCAGUCGCGCGC